AUGAGGUAUGUGCCGAAUUCUAAUCUAUCAGACUUGGACUGGUGGGAUAGGGCGAUUGGGUGUUCUGUGAGAUGCAUCAAGCAGGAGACCUGGAGAUCUUCUCAGACGCCCCAAGAACGGGGUGGAGCGUGGCUUGUGGUGAGGGCAGAGCAAGUGGUUUGUGGAGUACUGAGGAAUUCUCCCAGCAUAUUAAUUAUUUAG
This is a messenger RNA of Arctia plantaginis, 201 nucleotides long. Lineage: Eukaryota; Metazoa; Arthropoda; Insecta; Lepidoptera; Erebidae. The record is from the annotation of a GenBank genome assembly.